AUGUCCUCCUCCUCGACAACCACAACAACAUCACCAUACCCUUUCGCCACCGCCCCCGACAUCAUUCGCUCUCACCAAAAGGAUGCAUACUUUACCGGUCAUCUCGCCCAGAUCCUCAGCGACCUGCACCGUCGCCUCCGCGGCGCCCGUCUAACACACACCCGCGCCCCCGAAAUCCAGACCCUCGCGACACUCGCCUACUUUGCCCUCACCACGAUCCCUGGUAAUCGCACACUCGGCGAGGAGUACUGCGAUCUUGUGCAGAUUGAUGCGCGCGACGGCCAACUGCCCGCCAUUGACCGUCGCGCCGGCUACGUGGCCGCCAGCAUUCUCCUGCCCUAUAUCGCUGCCCGGGUACUACCCGGACUGCGCGCCCAAGCUCGCAAGCUUCUGCAGCGGCGACUGGAAACCCUGCGCAAAAGGGAUGGCCAGUCAGCUACAGGGCGUGAGGCGCGCAUAUGGUCAUACCUGGAACAACAUCUGAGCUCUUUUACGUCGGGCGCUCCCUUCCAAGCUGUUAUUCUUGCACUUUUCUACUUUAGCGGCACAUAUUACCAAUUGUCUAAGCGACUCCUUUCCCUGCGAUAUGUCUUUACACGCACCGUCCCCGAUACGCCCGACCGCGCAGGGUAUGAGCUACUUGGUGUGCUGCUAGUUGUCCAGCUUGCCGUUCAGAGUUAUUCGCAUAUUCGCUCUACCAUCACCGAAUCAACGGCUCGCGAACGCGCCGCCUUCGGAUCGUCUGACGACAUCUCUCUCAAUCAUGAUGGUGCUUACAACCAAGACAACAACUUGUUGUUGUCCACAGGCGCACCAGGCUCCAAAACCAAAGUUGACAUCUUUGCUGCCACGCACACACCAGCAGCGACCGUGCCGCGCCUCCAGUUAACUGAUGAUAAGACUAUGGGCUACAUAAAGGGUGGACAGCAGAGAAAGUGCACCCUCUGCUUAGAAGAGAUGAAAGAUCCCUCAGCAACACAAUGCGGUCACGUCUUUUGCUGGGAGUGUAUAGGGGAUUGGGUGAGAGAGAAACCCGAGUGUCCAUUGUGUCGUCGGGAAGCCAUGGCCCAACAUAUUCUGCCGUUGCGAGUGAUGUAAUUUACUUUAACUUGUAUUUCAUCUGUAAAAAUAUACAGUACAGUUCAGAUGAACAGAUAUUAAUAUGCUCAACUACAUCCAAGUAACAGAUGCUUCAAAUAAUAAAAAGAGAUACCGAGGCUCAGCGCCACUGGGUAUCAUCAGAGCAGCUUUGAUGCUGCCAUAUAAAAAAAGUGCUUCAAACCUCCCGUGGUAUCCUUUCCAAUCCAAUCCGAUUCCUCAUGCAAGCCACCCAUUAUCCGCCAGUCGGCUUCCCAAAACAUAGUCUUGAAAAGAAUAAAAAUCUCGACACCAAGAAAAAAGGGCCCAUCCUUGCAUCAAGCAAAGGAUCGCCCACCCAAUCACUCCUUUGUAUACAUACUUAUACACAAUUACCGAUCGAAUUCAGGGGCCCAUCACUCGCAACCGCCAGGUACACACCUGCCGAGCUAGCUGAACCCCUUCAAUUCCAUCUGUCCCGUAAAAACUUGUACACAGAAUGAAAGCUUGUCCCAUAAAGGUAUCGUGAAAAAAACGUUGCUUCAAUGCAUCAGCGAACUCAUAACUCCUUAAUCCCAUGACCGGUCUCUGUCCGAUUCUUUGGCACAAUGUCCAGCUGUUGUUGGUUGGUUGAUAUGGUAAUGUUUUGGUUUU
Fusarium graminearum PH-1 is the source of this 1731-nucleotide messenger RNA. RefSeq lists its product as uncharacterized. The coding region runs from base 1 to 1098 and encodes 365 amino acids. The transcript has a single exon. The record is from RefSeq and is a predicted model, not a curated record. NCBI's taxonomy places the organism in Eukaryota, Fungi, Ascomycota, Sordariomycetes, Hypocreales, Nectriaceae. Gene Ontology annotation, molecular function: zinc ion binding. Gene Ontology annotation, cellular component: peroxisomal membrane. Gene Ontology annotation, biological process: protein import into peroxisome matrix.